Molecule: messenger RNA, 2454 nt
Organism: Recurvomyces mirabilis
Lineage: Eukaryota; Fungi; Ascomycota; Dothideomycetes; Mycosphaerellales; Teratosphaeriaceae
Gene: PAT1
Product: DNA topoisomerase 2-associated protein pat1
Exons: 2
Coding region: 1-2454 (817 amino acids)
Biological process (GO): deadenylation-dependent decapping of nuclear-transcribed mRNA; P-body assembly
Cellular component (GO): P-body
Molecular function (GO): RNA binding
Source: RefSeq, a predicted model, not a curated record
AUGUCGUUCUUCGGCUUCGAUACCACUCUUCCUCGCGACCGCCAACAGCAAAGAGGCUCGCGUGGUAUGUUUGAGCAGCACGAUCCUUUCGCUGGUCUGAGCAGAGACGGCGGUGGCGACGAGGAUGAGGUCUUGAACUUCGAUGAUACUUACGAUGGGCUGGGACAGCGACUGCAGGAGUCGGGUGAUACCUUCAACGAUGACACCUUUGGCGGAGAUGAGCCAGUUACGAGGCAAAGUUUGGGCAGGGACUUUGACUUUGCUGGACAGACUGCGACGGCGAGAGGAAAUGUGAUGCACGAGCAGGGUGUGCCGCUGCAGCAACACCAGCAGCAGCAGCAUCAGCCAUCGAGUUAUUCCAUGCCAUCGAGGCCGGCGAGGACUGGGUAUGAGGCGUACAAGCAGCCAGACUAUCUUCCGAAGCUCGAGGCAGAUGCAUCGAUCUGGGGAGCGGGUAUUGGCAAGAAGGCAGCUACAGCACCGCAGGAGCAGCAAGCUAGCCCGGAUUCCUCCGCCGCAAGGAAGAUGAUGAGCCUAGAGGAGGUGGAGGCGAUGAUGCGUGCACAGUCGCAGCCAACGCCACCUGUGCAGGAGAAUGACCGACAGGCUCAGGGACUGCGAGAUAUGCUUGGCGUCGGCUCACCAGCGCCACAGCAGAUGCCUCCACACGAGCAGCAACAGCAGCGGCCAGUGCAGAUAUUGCAGCGUCCUCAACACCAAGAGCCGCCGAUGCAAGAUCAAAGUCUUCGCGCACCACAGAUCCUGCAACGACAAAGCUCUCCGCAGCCGCCUCGGCCACAAUCGCAACACUUCCACAACCAGCCUCCACGGGGGCAGUUCCAACAGCAGCAGCAAACGCCCCAGGGUGCGCCCGCCGUACAGCCACCUCGUGGCGCACCUCAGCAUCAACGUGGUCCUUCGUAUAACGGCCCGCCAAUAACACAGGCGCAGCAAAUGAUGCAGAUGUCUGACGAUGAGAGGCAGACGUACAUGGCAGAGGAGGCCAAGCGAGCCAAGCGCAACCACAAGAUCUUCUUGCUAAGCAAGAACAAUGGCCUCAUGACACCUCAAGACAAGAACUUCAUCACCCGGAUCCAGCUACAGCAGCUUCUUACCGCCACUGGCGGUAUCGACAAUGAGCCAGGAAGUGAAGAGCAACUUGCUGAGGACUUCUACUAUCAAGUCUACGCGCAGAUCCGUGGUGGGCCUCGCAAUGGACCAGGUCAGCCUUUGAACCAGUUCGCGCAGACUUAUCUGUUCCAGACAGGUAGUCGCUACGGCUAUGGGAGGAGUAGGCAUCACCCACGCGGCGGCGACAACCACGUCCAACGAAUGGAGCAGCAAGUCGCCCGUGCAGUCGAGGCGGCAAAAGCACGACCCAAGAACAAGCAGCUCGUAAUGGAGGGCUCGCUCGGCAAGAUCGCUUUCAGCAACUCCAAGACUCCGCGACCGCUGCUUAAUCUGAAGCGGCCGGAUUCGGAAAGCAGAAUUCGACAGAUUGCUAGAGCGGCUAUAUUCGAUCGCAAGGCUGCGCUGAGGGAUAUUGAAAGGGUGUAUAGUUGCUUGAUGAGGCUGGAGGAUCAUGAGCGUAAGCUGCCCGCGCCGCCCAAUGAGGACAGCCCGCCGGAUGUUAUUGAGGGACACAUGAGGUGGAGGAGUGAUAUGCAGGAGCUCAAUCAGCAGCUGUGGGAAGCGAUGAAGGUCAUGGAGCCGAUACAGCAGAAUCCCACAACACCACACCCCUUCAUCCAAAUCCUCGCCCACAGCAAAGGCAAAAAGGUCAUCCCCCGCGUCUUCCGCCAUCUAGACGACAACCAGCGCCUAACAAUGCUAACCCUCAUCGCCAUCCACCUCGACAUCGUAGACGUGAUCCGCGACGCGUACCCACCAGCACACAACGCCCCCUUACCACCCAAAGUAAAAGAAGAAGUGGAAAUCUUCUCCCAAGCGGUCAUGCCGCCGCUCUUCAGCUACGUCAACGAAGCACCCCUCAACAUCAUCAUCGGCCUCCUAGGCCUAGUCCUCGACCGCGUCCACGUCCCCUUCAUUCUCCGUACGAAGAUCGGCGUCAGUAUUCUGACCAUGCUGGUUUCCCGCGCCGAACUGGUGAAGCAAUCCCAGCAAUCCUCCCCACAGAAUACCGAAGACUGGAACCAGUGGUCUACGCUCUACACCCGUCUCUUCGACAAUAUCGAGCCUAUCCUCCCUUUCAUUUUCCCCACGGACACGAAUGUCAGUGCGUCCGACGAUGUGCACGUGUGGCAGUUCUUGGCCGCUAUGGGUGUGGGCGCUAGUCCGGAUCAGCAGCAGAGAUUGGUCUUGGGGGUCAAGGAGCGGGUUAUGGAGACUGUGGCUGUGGGAAGGGGAUUACCGGAGGAGAUGAGGGAGAGGAGGCUAGGCGAGGUGAAUUUGUUUAUGAGGGCUAUUGGGUUGGAUGUUGAGUUGCUUGGUUGA